UGCGAACACUCCUGGUGAAGGGGUCCUGAGACAACAGUGUCGCGGAGCAGCGGUGUCUGACGUCACAUCAUGGCGGCGUCCACACGAGCGCAGGUGAUUUCUCUGUACAGGACGAUGCUGAGAGAGAGCAGCAAGUUCCCGUCGUACAACUACAGGACCUAUGCACUGCGGCGGGUGCGUGAUGCCUUCAGGGCCAACAGGAAAGUAGAGGAUCCAAAAGCUGUGGCUCGACUGAUGGAGGAGGGACAGCGGACAGCGGCACUGAUACAGAGACAGGUCUCUGUGGGGAAGAUGUACGAGUCCCAGAAGAUGGUGUUGGAGUAAAUGGAUGGAGAAGAGGAGGAGGACUGUGACAGCAGAGACGGGAGCCAAUCACUGCUCGGACGUCACCAACCUACUUCCUCCAUCUUUAAUUUGACACAUCGGCGACUGGUGGAGGUGUGAAAUGCAUUGUGGGAGAUGUAGGACUGAAGAACAUAGUUAAAUUUUCCGGGCUGCACUGAUCACAGGAUCUUUACAUCAGUGUGACGGCGUUUUAUCUGUAGAUGUGUGAUCUUAUUGUUUCAGUCAUACGUGAUCGUUAGUGUUUCCUCAUCACGUGGAUUCAAGUGAAUCCAGUUUGAACCUAAACAUCUUUUCUACGAGACAGAACCUUGUUUUCUGAAUCAGCGUUUAAAUCUCAUUAAUUACAAGCUGAGACAACUUGUGGUCAAACAGCUUCACUGAGUUAAAGCAGAAGUCUGAACCUUUAAAUACGUGAAAACAAGAACAGAAAUAACAUGAAGAUUGAGUUUGAUCUCGAUCAUUGAUCAGUGCAGCCAUCCUGUGUUUUUGUUUAAUUUUUUUAGUGUUAUUUUUGUACUAUAACGCACAAUUAGUCGAUCCUAUUUGAGAUUAUCUUCUUGUUGUAUAAGAGCUAACAACUGAGGAGGACGGAGAGACGACUCAAACCAAACUUACAUAUAAAUAAACUUCUAAAUGUA
Messenger RNA from Hippoglossus stenolepis (Pacific halibut), 983 nucleotides. RefSeq names its product LYR motif-containing protein 4B (gene lyrm4b). Bases 70 to 324 code for a protein of 84 amino acids. NCBI's taxonomy places the organism in Eukaryota, Metazoa, Chordata, Actinopteri, Pleuronectiformes, Pleuronectidae. The transcript is spliced from 3 exons. The record is from RefSeq and is a predicted model, not a curated record. Gene Ontology annotation, cellular component: mitochondrion; L-cysteine desulfurase complex. Gene Ontology annotation, biological process: iron-sulfur cluster assembly.